AGAAACGCGGUCGCUUGCCCUUCAACCCACAGAAUCCUUUUCCCCAAAAUCUCCAAUCUUUUGCGUAGAGAAAUGGAGAGCCCCGUCUCUUAUAAUUCUCUCUUCUAAUUCUCAGAAAGUUUAGGGGGUUAUUUGCAAAAUGAGCCUCGCCGUCGCCGAGAACCGGCCGCAGCAGCAGAAUGCCGGCUGCGUCGGCAUCAUCUUCCAGCUCUUCUCCAAGAAGAAGCUCUUCUCUAAAACUAAGAAGCUCCUUCCUCCAGUAAAAAACUUCGCCGCCGACGACAAGAUGCCCACCGUCAAGCUAUUUCUGAUUGCUGAAGAGAACAGAGGAGGAUUCCCAAAGCUUGAAUCUGAGCCUGACCCAGAUCUUGAAAGCCAAAUGCAGGCCCCUGGGGUAGUCGCUAGACUCAUGGGGCUUGAGUCAAUGCCUGUUGUUGACGCUGAGAAGCCGAGAAAAGCAUUGGACUCUAAGUUUUGUAGUGAUAGUGGUGGGCAUUCUCGGCUUGAUCAAGGGCUGUGUCUGGUUUCUGAGAGCAAUUUGCAGAAGAGUAGAGGAGGGUUUUUAGAGAGGUUUCCGGUUGAGGCUUUGCACAAGGGUUUGAUUUAUGGGUCGAAGAAGAAACACCAUAUGAAACUUGAGGUGCCCGUUAAGAGCCCACGGUUGAAUUCCAGGAGUAGCGCAUCACGGUUUGUUCAUGUUGCUAAUAGGAUUUUGGAGCCCGGGUUGCAAUCAAAAAGGAAUGGGGCUAAGCAAAUUACUUAUAUUCGGUCCUGGGAAGAAAAUAGAGAGGGAGAUCAGAAAAGAUCGCAUGAUUUUGUUGCUGGUUCUUCCAAGAUAAAUGAGAGUUCGUUAGGACUAAAAGAGAGUUUGGUUUCUGAGUGUGGGGCUUCUAGCUCGGAGUUAAGUAGCGGGUAUGAAGAGAGGAAGAAGAUAAAACCAUCAGUUGUGCUUAGUGGGCAAAGCAAAAAUGGUUUAGUACCCAUUCAACCUAUGCUCAAGGCCGAGGAGGUGUGUAAGAUGAAGAAAUCACGGGUUGUUCCUAAUAGAGAUAUAAAUAAUAGAUCUCCAGUCACAAAAGCCAAACUCAAUGUCGAGAGUAGAGCUAACAAUCAAAUAGGAAGUAAGAAAAUUUUGGCGAGUGUUGGAGAUCAAUACGGAAAGCCUGUUCUUAGAAACAACAACCCGAGGCAUAGUCAAUUGUUACUAGUUAGAGAUACAUCGGUCCGAACUGAGACGAAGGUAAAUCAGUUUAAUAGGGCCAAGAAUUUUGUAGCCAUGAACAAGAAUCUCAACAAUUAUACUCGGUCGAGGUCACCAACAAAGGUAUCUGGAAGUUGUAGAACUGAGUCGGAGAGGAAUGGUUUGGAAAAGAACUUGGCUCGGAAAAGAAGUCAAACCUAUAGUAAUUUAGAAAAUUACAACGGGAACUUUGUCAAGGAAAAAUGUGUUAUUAGUAAUGUAAUGAGCAGAAAAGGGACUGGAGCCACUAGUAAUCAGCCCGGCAAAGGAAGUCGCAUAAAGAGUAACUCGUCAAAGAUGGAUUGUGACAAUUCCACUACGAGUAACAACGACAGUAUAGUUUCUUUUACAUUUAAUUCUCCGAUGAGGCAAAAUUCCAGGUCUACAACUCAUGAAGAAAUGGCUCAAGUGAGGAGAAGCCAUGGUGAACUGAGGCGUGAUGCUUGCCGCUCCAAAAAAUUGAUGUCAGACGCAAAGAGAGGAAGCUCAUCAGUUCUGAAGGAAAUGGCUUUGAGAGGAGAUGAAUUAAGCUGUCUUUUAGAAGAGAAAAUCAAUGAACUGUCUUCUUUGGACAAGGAUAAGGAAUUGGUGCAAGGAAAAUCCACUUUUUCCAUUCUUGAAGAACUGAUUUCAGCCCUUACAAUGGGAGUUCCUGAAUCACAUAAGAAUGGCGAAAUCUGUUUUGAUGCAGCCAAUGAAAUGAAAAGCGACUUUUUACAUAAGCAAAUGAUUAACAGCAAUGACGAGUUUGAGGAGGAAACCCAACAUGACAUUACUGUAGAUCAGUUGGCUGGUGUCAGUGAACAGCCAAGUCCAGUAUCAGUUCUUGAGGCAUCUUUCUCAAACGACAGUUGCUCACUGGGGAGUUUUAAUGAAAGUUCAGGAAACAAAACACAUUUUGGUUUGCCAGAAACAUUUAACAAUACAAAGUCAUUGGAUAUGGACUCCGAUCUUUUAGAUUCAGCGUCCUCCUCAAAUAUCAGUCAGUCCCUCAACAAAACUCCAAUCAAGCACGAAGCUGAAAUUCUCGAAACUGAGUUAAGCACUGCCAGCGAAACAGUUUUAGAUACUGAACUGCUAUUUGAGAGCAUCUACGGUUCGACAAAGUAUUCUCUCGAUUCAUUUCUUCUCGAUACUCUAGAAAGCAUUAUAGAUGUUCUCUCUCUAGAUUUCAAGCCAAAGGAAGGAAACCAACUCCGUGAAUUUCUAUACGAGUGUGCGAAUGAAGUCUUGGACUCAAAAUUCACCCAUUCCUGUUGGUUGAAAUUGCCUUUAUACCUGACCCGAGACUGCUUGAUGAGAGAAAUUCAAGUAGAGAUAAAAGGAUGGAUGGAUUUGGCUGGAAAAGGCUUGGAUGAUCUUAUUGAAAAGGAAAUGAAAGAAUCGAAUUUAAAUUGGACGGUGUGUGAGAUCGAAGCAUUUGAGACUGGAGUACGAAUUCAGGGCGACAUACUUCACGAAUUGAUCGACGAAAUGGUGGUAGAUUUAUGCUGAAAAAGUUUGGUAAAGUUGUUUGUUUUUGAAUCUAGAUGGAGAUCUUGUUUGUGCAAGGGCGAUGGCAGUAUGUACAGGCGCUUUGGUAUUUGGUGGAUGGGCUGUUGUGGUGGAGGGAUUAUUUUAUGUUCAAUAUGUUCCACAUAAGGCAAAUUAACUUCCAUUUUAUCAUCAGCAUUGCUUGGCCUUGUUUGAUGUUAGAGUUGACUUGUUUUUGUAUGCUAUAUGUUGAUGAUUGGUUGAUGCUGUGAUGAAGUUGCCACCAUGAGUGCAAUCAAUCCUCACUACUGUCUAGAAAAUAUUUUCCAAUAAAUAUUGGUUGUUACCA
Messenger RNA from Asparagus officinalis (garden asparagus), 3062 nucleotides. RefSeq lists its product as uncharacterized. Bases 140 to 2734 code for a protein of 864 amino acids. NCBI's taxonomy places the organism in Eukaryota, Viridiplantae, Streptophyta, Magnoliopsida, Asparagales, Asparagaceae. The record is from RefSeq and is a predicted model, not a curated record. The transcript is spliced from 5 exons.